UGGCCGGCGCGCUUCGUAUUGUCGAGCUUGUCCUCUCACCCUGAACUCGUGAAAAAGUCGAUGCUCUGCCGGAUUUGAUUGAGUUCUUUGUUUCUGUCAGUGGCCGCCGUCGCUUUCACUGACGGCAGGGUUGCUUGCAGCUUGUAGCUCAACCUCUGCUCCUCCUCCAAACCAUCGAUCCCCGGCUCUGUCGUUGACUUAUUUGCUAUCUCCCAUUUGGCUUUGUUUCUUGCUGUUCAUCCGCCUGCGUCUCUGGAUCACCGAUGAUGGGCGGCGGCGAGCCGUACACGGCGCUCGAGGAGAGCCUUCUGUCCGGGGAAGCGGCGGCGAGGAGGCAGUGGGAGAAGACGUACCUGGACGUGCUGGGCGUGUGCUGCUCGGCGGAGGUCGCGCUCGUCGAGCGGCUGCUGGCGCCGCUCGACGGCGUGAGGGCGGUGUCCGUCGUCGUCCCCUCCCGCACCGUCGUCGUCGAGCACGACCCCGCCGCCGUCUCUCAGUCCCGUAUUGUCAAGGUCCUGAACGGGGCGGGCCUGGAGGCCUCGGUGCGAGCCUACGGCAGCAGCGGGGUCAUCGGCCGAUGGCCCAGCCCGUACAUCGUCGCCUGCGGCGCCCUCCUCCUCGCGUCUUCCUUCAGGUGGCUCCUGCCUCCCCUGCAGUGGCUGGCCCUGGGGGCGGCCUGCGCCGGCGCUCCCCCGAUGCUUCUCCGAGGGCUCGCCGCCGCCAGCAGGCUGACGCUGGACAUCAACAUCCUCAUGCUUAUCGCCGUUGCCGGUGCGGUUGCGCUCAAGGACUACGCGGAGGCAGGCGUCAUCGUCUUCCUCUUCACCACUGCAGAGUGGCUCGAGACCCUGGCCUGCACCAAGGCCAGCGCCGGGAUGUCGUCGUUGAUGAGCAUGAUCCCGCCGAAGGCAGUCCUCGCGGAGACGGGCGAGGUCGUCAACGUGCGCGACAUAGGUGUGGGCGCCGUCAUCGCGGUCAGAGCCGGGGAGAUGGUGCCGGUGGAUGGCGUGGUGGUCGACGGGCAGAGUGAGGUCGAUGAGAGGAGCCUCACCGGCGAGUCGUACCCGGUGCCCAAGCAACCGCAGUCCGAGGUCUGGGCCGGCACGCUCAACUUGGACGGCUACAUCGCCGUGAGGACAAUGGCCCUCGCCGAGAACUCCACGGUGGCCAAGAUGGAGAGGCUGGUGGAGGAGGCCCAGCAGAGCAAGUCCAAGACGCAGCGGCUGAUCGACUCCUGCGCCAGGUACUACACGCCGGCCGUGGUGGUUCUCGGAGCAGGGGUGGCGCUGCUGCCGCCGCUGCUGGGGGCGCGCGACGCGGAGCGGUGGUUCAGGCUGGCGCUGGUGCUGCUGGUGAGCGCGUGCCCGUGCGCGCUGGUGCUGUCGACGCCCGUCGCGACGUUCUGCGCGCUCCUGACGGCGGCGAGGAUGGGGGUCCUCGUCAAGGGAGGGGACGUCCUCGAGUCGCUGGGCGAGAUCAGGGCCGUGGCGUUCGACAAGACCGGCACCAUCACCAGAGGGGAGUUCAGCGUCGACAUGUUCGAUGUGGUUGGGCACAAGGUUCAGAUGAGCUAUCUUCUUUACUGGAUCUCAAGCAUCGAGAGCAAAUCCAGCCACCCAAUGGCGGCUGCGCUCGUGGAGUACGCGCAGUCGAAAUCCAUCGAGCCGAAACCGGAAUGCGUCGCCCAGUUCCGCAUCCUUCCCGGCGAGGGCAUCUAUGGAGAGAUCGACGGGAAACGCAUCUACGUCGGGAACAAGAGGGUCUUGGCGAGGGGAUCCUCCUGUCAGACAGUGCCAGAAAGAAUGAAUGGCCUGAAAGGCGUCUCGAUCGGCUACGUGAUCUGCGACGGGGACCUCGUCGGGGUGUUCUCGUUCUCCGACGACUGCCGGACCGGCGCGGCCGAAGCGAUUCGAGAGCUGGCGUCCAUGGGCAUCAGCUCAGUACUGCUCACGGGGGACAGCGCGGAGGCGGCCGUGCACGCGCAGCAGCAGCUGGGCGGCGCCUUGGAGGAGCUCCACUCGGAGCUCUUCCCGGAGGACAAGGUCCGGCUGGUGGGCGCGCUGAAGGCGAGGGCUGGGCCGACGAUGAUGGUCGGCGACGGCAUGAACGACGCCCCGGCACUGGCGACGGCGGACGUGGGCGUCUCCAUGGGCAUCUCCGGCUCGGCCGCGGCCAUGGAGACCAGCCACGCGACGCUCAUGUCCAGCGACAUCCUCCGGGUCCCCGAGGCCGUCAGGCUCGGCAGGCGCGCCCGCCGGACCAUCGCCGUCAACAUGGUGUCCUCGAUCGCCGCCAAGGCCGCCGUCCUCGCGCUCGCGGUCGCCUGGCGCCCGGUGCUGUGGGCGGCGGUCCUCGCCGACGUGGGGACGUGCCUGCUCGUCGUGCUCAACAGCAUGCUGCUGCUGGGGGAGGGGCGCGGGCGCCGCGGGAAGGAGGAGGCGUGCCGCGCCACGGCCAGGUCGCUGGAGAUGAGAAGGUCUCAGCUCGCCGCCGUUUCACCGGACGCUGCCGCUAAAAGCGUUGGAAAGACGGGCGGCGACGCAUCGAAAGGCUGCCAUUGCUGCCACAAGCCAAGCAAAUCUCCUGAGCACUCGGUCGCCAUCGACGUACGAGCCGGCGAGCAGCGUGAAAGCCCGACGGCCGCGACGUGUGCGCCGGCAAAAAAAGUCGAGGUCACCGGAUCUGUCAACGGUCCCGCGGCGCCUGCUUCAUCAAGCGGCGCGUCGGUAGGAUGCUGCCCUCGUGAAACAGAUAGCACGGAAGCGUGCAAGAAAAUGGCUCCUGCUGAUCUGGUGCUGAAUAUAUGUACUACCUUUGGUUUAUAAGUCCUCUUUGUAUAUUUUGUGCCGAAUUUUAACUAGAGAUUUAACUAACAAAAUAUCAAUACAUGCCAUAAAAAAUUAUAUCGUUGAAUUCGUAUUUAAACAUAGUUUACGAUUAUAUUAUUUUUAUGACAUGCAUUAACAUUUUGUUAGUUAAGUUUAAGGACAAAAUUUGGCGCAAAAUACAAAGGAGACUAAUAAACCAGGAUGG
Molecule: messenger RNA, 3033 nt
Organism: Triticum aestivum (bread wheat)
Lineage: Eukaryota; Viridiplantae; Streptophyta; Magnoliopsida; Poales; Poaceae
Product: cadmium/zinc-transporting ATPase HMA3
Exons: 6
Coding region: 264-2825 (853 amino acids)
Biological process (GO): transmembrane transport; monoatomic cation transport
Cellular component (GO): membrane
Molecular function (GO): ATP hydrolysis activity; ATP binding; ATPase-coupled monoatomic cation transmembrane transporter activity
Source: RefSeq, a predicted model, not a curated record